CUUAGUAACCAUUUAGAUAAAAUACCAAAGAAGUUUAUUUUCUCUUCUUGCAUUAUAGCUUUGCUAAUAUGGCUUCAAACCCAGAGAAACAAUCAACCAAGGGACAAUGGACCACUGGACUCUAUGAUUGUUGGGAAGAUCCCUCUCAUUGUUGCUUCACAUUGUUUUGUCCAUGCAUCACCUUUGGGCAGAUUGCAGAGAUAGUCGAUGGAGGAACAAUAUCAAAAAAUGCAGCGUGCUGCAUUUACACGCAUGGGUGGUCGUGGCUAAAUGGUGCGAUUUACAGAUCCAAAUUGAGAAGACUCUUCUCACUGCCUGAGGAACCUUAUUCUGAUUCAUUUACUCAUUGUUGUUGCUGCGUUUGUUCCCUCACUCAAGAAUUCAGAGAACUCAAAAACCGUGGAAUUCAUCCUUCUAUCGGUUGGGAAGGUAAUGUUGAGAAGUGGAAGAGGGCAGGUGUAGAACCUCCAAUUGCUCCCACCAUGUCUCGUUGAUGAGAGGACUCACCAAUUGUUAUCACCUUCUUGUAAAGUUGAAUUGUUAUGGCUUGUAUUUAUGACUUCAAUGUAUUUUCAUGUGGUUUAUGAUUGAUAGCAAAAGGCUUUUUCGGUUUCAUUGAAAAAGCUCUUUCUAAAUAUUUGGAAGAAAAAUAAAUAAACUUUUUGCUCUUUGCAAUAAGUUACAACA
Molecule: messenger RNA, 687 nt
Organism: Vigna unguiculata (cowpea)
Lineage: Eukaryota; Viridiplantae; Streptophyta; Magnoliopsida; Fabales; Fabaceae
Product: protein PLANT CADMIUM RESISTANCE 9-like
Source: RefSeq, a predicted model, not a curated record